Pocillopora verrucosa is the source of this 1227-nucleotide messenger RNA. Its product is annotated as ras-related protein rab7. Gene Ontology annotation, molecular function: GTPase activity; GTP binding. Gene Ontology annotation, cellular component: late endosome; phagocytic vesicle; lysosome. Lineage: Eukaryota; Metazoa; Cnidaria; Anthozoa; Scleractinia; Pocilloporidae. The record is from RefSeq and is a predicted model, not a curated record. Gene Ontology annotation, biological process: endosome to lysosome transport; phagosome-lysosome fusion.
AGUGAAGUCACGAGACCUAUGUCUCAGGGUUCCGCCAUAUUACGCUAGAGGUAGUGUGUCGCAACUGACCAUUUAACGGUUUGUUUCUUGAAAUCCGGUUAAGCAUGGCAUCAAGAAAGAAGGUUCUUCUGAAAGUCAUUAUCUUGGGUGAUAGUGGGGUUGGAAAGACAUCACUUAUGAACCAGUAUGUCAACAAAAAAUUUAGCAAUCAAUACAAAGCGACAAUUGGAGCUGACUUCCUCACAAAAGAAGUCAUGGUAGAUGACAGGCUAGUUACAAUGCAGAUAUGGGACACAGCUGGACAAGAGAGAUUUCAAAGCUUGGGAGUGGCAUUUUAUCGAGGUGCAGACUGUUGUGUCCUGGUCUUUGAUGUGACUCAACCUACAACAUUCAAGACACUAGACAGUUGGAGAGAUGAGUUCCUUAUUCAAGCCAGCCCACGUGAUCCUGAAAACUUUCCUUUCGUGGUCUUAGGAAACAAAAUUGACCUGGAAAACAGAGUGGUCAUGGCCAAACGCGCACAAGCUUGGUGCCACUCAAAGAAUGACAUUCCAUACUUUGAGACCAGCGCCAAAGAAGCCAUCAAUGUGGAGCAAGCUUUCCAGACCAUUGCUAAAAAUGCUCUUGCUCAAGAGACAGAGGUUGAAUUGUACAAUGAUUUCCCAGACCAAAUAAGACUCUCAAAUGACAACAAACCUAACUCAAAGGACUGUGCCUGUUGAACACCAUGAAACAGUAGUUGUAGCUCCUUGAAAUCUAGUAUGGAUAAGACAGAUUUAUCGCAAGACAACGGUGCUAGUCCUUUCUGUAACAACAUGAUAUAUUCUACACUGGCCAAUGAAAUAAAUUCUUGAAAAUAAUUGAGGCACGCAGCUGAAAAAAGUAAUGGCUUGCUCUGUAUCACGUCAGUGUACAAUGUUUAUUGUGAAGGAUGGCCACAAUUUUUACCCAAGUCUCCUGCAUGGAAAAAUGUCAGUUGUCAUAAAAUUUUGUAGCAUUUCAUUCGUCUAUAUUAGUGGGUGGGGGAAAUAUUGUUACAUAUCUUGACAUUUUUCCACAGAGAAAUAGAUUUAUUGUCAUACCUGAUUUGUGUUACGUUGUUAUUGCAUGAUUGUGAUAUGUGGAAAAUUUGGUGCACUGUAUUAGUAGAUCAUAGAUUGAAAUGAAUGUACAAUGUAUGUAAUUAAAUGAUAUGUAAACCUUUGAUAAAAAAAAGUGGUGGUUUUA